Trypanosoma conorhini is the source of this 3597-nucleotide messenger RNA. RefSeq lists its product as uncharacterized. The transcript has a single exon. The record is from RefSeq and is a predicted model, not a curated record. NCBI's taxonomy places the organism in Eukaryota, Euglenozoa, Kinetoplastea, Trypanosomatida, Trypanosomatidae. The coding region runs from base 1 to 3597 and encodes 1198 amino acids.
AUGCGAGCCGAUCCCCCCCUUUCUGCCCCACCGCCACGGGACACCGACGCCAGCUCCACGCUCAGCAGCGAAAGCGGCAGAAGUAGGGCUUCGUCCCGUUCCUCCUCGGCGUCCUCCAGCGGCCGGCGGUCGGGGUCGCGGCGGGCUCGCAAAGGUGUGUCGUCUGAGCGGGAGAGCAGGCGCCAUGCGACUAGUCGGAAGAACUACGCAGACCACGUGCCUGUGUUUCCCAACCUGCGGCGCCCGACAACGAUUCUGCUUGAGCCCUGCCCCAACCGUCGCGUGCGGUCCAUGUGCAUCGCGGGGGGGAUGCUUGUGACGGCGCACCGCAACGGCAUCCGCGUGUACCGGCAGCGCUACCUCACCGCCCUGAACGCGGCGAGCGACCGUCGCUGUGGUGGCAGACGCGACGGCGACAACACCGGCAGCCGUAGUUCUCACGACAGUGAGACUAAUCCCGUCGACGUGCGGACGGGGAUGUGGGACGCUGUUGAGAGCCGAGACGGCUUCCAGCUGCAGGAUGCGUAUCUGUGCGUCGGGGCGGAGUCGGUCUUCAGCCGGGAACGCGUCCUUCCGCUGAAGUGGAAUCGAUACCUGGCCGUGGCCUGCGGUAGCGAUCGCACGCGCUUCAGCGUUUGUGUCUUGAGCACCGCCGCCCAUUUUCUGCUGCACCACGAGCUACACGCAAAGAACCGGGUGGUGGCGCUCCACUUCGCUUUGGUCGCGAUGGAGGCGAAGGCGGGCAGCAGACGCUACCAGCCAUUUGUGGUGAGCGUGGACGAGGUGGGCGAGGUGGUCGUCUUUGACGUUGAGCAGGAUCGUGCGGUGAAGCUGGCCGUGCCCACGGCCGCCCCCGCCAGGGAAACCGCCGCGGCCAAGGAGCCGAAGGAGGCCGAAUCCCCUGAUCUCAUUCCCUGCAAGGAAGACGCCAUCAACGACAUUGACGCUAAGCACAGUACCAGCAGUGGCGGUAGCAAAGCAGACAAUGACACUGGCGACGGCGACACGGAGGGGCACGCGGGUGCCGACGAGGCCGAGGCUCCACCGUCUUGCUUCGAAAAAAGCAACACGGCAUCCACGUCGCCGAGCUCAGGGGGCAUCGACAUUGGCGGCGCUGGUGGGGGUACCCUCAGCCUUCCCACACUGCGAGCAUACCGUCUCGAUGCCGGUCUGGCUACAAAUGUCUUUCUGCUUGGCCCGUGCCAGGUGUAUUGCAAGCGUUGUUGCAACGUUCCCACUGUGCCUGGGAGCCUUGUCAUGAGUCUGUACAUUUCUUCACACGCUCAUGGUGUGGAGGGGCAGGCGGAGAUGCACGUUUCGCAUCUCCGCUUCCGUUGGUGGUUUUCGCCGCCACGGGCAGUUUUGCUUGGCGAGACCCCCAUUCUUCGCGAGGGGGCGCCGGAAGAUGUAUGCGACAUUGGCGUUGCAAUGUUGCGCGUUCCGUUGCACGAGGAGCUGCCGCCGAGCUUCACGAUCGGCCGUCCGCGGCUCCGCUUUUGGAGUCUGAGCGGCUGCACUGGGCACCUCCUGCAUCUGCAUCGCGUGUACCAUGACAAGGACGGGAGUGGGAAGGGAGCGCGAACGGUGAAGGAGCAUUUCCUGCGUGCGGUGCCGCUCGGUCGGCAGCUUCUGCAGCAGGACCUCAACACCUCGUGGUUCUGCCUUGCCGCACUCACCGACGACGACGUCGUACUUUUGCUGGGGAAAGAGCCACGGCCGGUCCGCCGUAGCGCUCUGCUGCAGACGCAGGAUCCAACCGCCGCUGUGGCGGCGGUCGACGGCCGAGACGCGCUGGAGACGUGGCUGGACGGUGUGGAGGAGGGGAAGGAGGCAGCGGCCUCGCCGGUGAGGCCGUCGGGAGACGCCACCGCCGACACGGCGCCGCUGCCUGCUUCCGCUUCCUCGCCACCAUUCGUGGACCCGAAUCAGGACUACACGGUUCUCAUGGUGCUGACGCUGCCGGGGGCUCUUGCGGCGAAGGCCAAUUCGAGUCAAGACACAAGCGUCCCCCCCAUCCGCAUACUGCUGUCGGUGCCGUACAGCAAUGAGCUGCUGUUUUUUAUGGGGGGGUGCGACGAGAUCUACUCUGUUUACUUGCCGUUCGUGAGAACCGUCGCGUCUGGUGGAGCCGCGGCGAGGCCUACAGAGCCAGCGACGGCCACCGCAACUGGAUGGAUGGACGCCGCAGUCAGUGCAAGCCACCUGCUAGAGCUGAGAAUAGCGCGCCCGUUGAUGUCUGCCAUGUGGAGCCUUGCAGGCGAGGUUGAGGUUGACGAGGGGUCACUCCCGCCCUUGUCGUCAUCCCCACUGCCAGCACCACAGCCACAGCCACAGCAGCAGGAACAACAACUUGAGACACCGACGUCAACGGCCGGAGGCGAGGAAAGGGGGAGGAUGCCGUCAGCUUCACGGAGUGUCAUGGAGGUCCACAUUGGCAGCGACGCUGGUCCAAGUCCCCGGAGGAGGAAACGCCGCGGUGAUGCGAGGUCUGCGGUGCACGAGAAUGGCCGGGUCCCAGAAAAUGAGGAUGACAUGCGGAGGGCCUACAUCGAAGAAGAGUGGCGCAAGCUGAUGAAUACCCAGCACUGGGGUGGGAAGAAGACAGGUGGGGAAAAGGGAGGGGGAGGUGUGGAGAGUGCGGGUAUGCUGAAGCGGCUUACGACGAUGGAAGAGCCAUUAGAGCGCAACACAAUCAUGUAUGAGUGGAGUGAUACACACGAUGAUUUGUAUGUGCAAUUUGUACAGAAGGGCCUGGAGAUUGUGGAGGCGGAGAAGACAUGUGACACCGCACUUGGCGCCUCUACACCGGGCCACAGGUGCCAGGAGAGCCUUCGUGAUCGCGUCACGUUGAGCGAGUUUACGCGGGGGGACCACUCUGCGGGUUUCAUGCAGGCGUUUCGUCACGCCCAGUGGCGGCGGCAGCAGCUGCGCGACAAGGGCGGGAUCUUUAACUUCGCGGCGUACUUCUCCAGCGGCGCUGUGCCGCAGCGGCUGUUAGACGUACAGGAGGAUGACCGCUGCCGCUUCGAGCUGGCGGACCUCAAGGCCUCCUUCGAGGACGACAUACAAAGGUACGACGCCGUGGAGACGGUGCUGGUGUACGAGAACCAGGAGCGGGUGGUGGACAAAAAUGGGCUGCGGCGGUGGGUGCCGCACCCCACCUUCCCGUUCGACGACAAGGACGGGGUGGUGGUCGACAUCGCGUCGCUCAACGCCUCCGCCACGCUUCGUGGCCCGCCGCCGCUGGCGUCCCCCACCGCCGCAGAUGCCGCGCGGCAGUCCGCGGCGGGUUGGCGCUGGGCGGCCGAGGCGGCGGAGCCCCACUCACCGCGGGCGGGUGCGAGCAAACUCGUCCGCAAGGAGCUGCAGUCGUGGCAGGUGGGGGAGUGGAUGUACGCGACGCGGUGGCCCAAGCGCGAGGAGGAGGCGCAAGGGUCGUUCCAGUGGAGCACCUCCGACGACGCGGGUGUGGCCAAAGUCCGCCGCCGCCGCCUGACACGCAACCGCGUCAACGUGGCGCUAGAGGCGGCCAUGGCGGCAAGGGAGCAGGAGUACAUGACGAGGCUUGCGGAGCUGCGGUUGGAGCUGGACUUGUAG